Molecule: messenger RNA, 735 nt
Organism: Kwoniella shivajii
Lineage: Eukaryota; Fungi; Basidiomycota; Tremellomycetes; Tremellales; Cryptococcaceae
Exons: 6
Coding region: 1-735 (244 amino acids)
Cellular component (GO): growing cell tip; plasma membrane; cell division site
Source: RefSeq, a predicted model, not a curated record
AUGCUAGCACGUGCAGCUUUUCCCUCAUUCUUCUUCACCUUGGGUGGAUUUCUUCUCCUACUUCUGGUCACACUCUCUGUCCCGAUUAUCAAGACAAUCUACCUUCUUCAAGUGAGAUUCGCCGGUAACGGUGGUGCAGCAAGUACUUCUCUUGGAGCGAACGCAGGUGUCUUCGGCUUAUGUUACGAAGGCAGUGAAGCGAGCUUUCUCGGAUUCGGCUAUUCUUCAAAUGCAGCUUGUACCGAUCCCAAAGUUGGAUACACGUUCGAUGAGAAUUUCUUGGGGUUGGAUAAUUCUGGGCUAUCAAGAGCGGUGAUCAAAGGUAUCGCAGGAGCUUUAAUUCUGAAUGCUAUAGCAGCUGGACUUGCCGGAUUAUCACUUAUCUGGUCAUUCUUCGCUUGGUUCUUCUCAAGUAGGGCAUGGGAGAUUAUUACUUUCCUCUCGCUGUUCCUCUCAGCAUUAACAGGAUGGUUAGCGUUCGCGCUUGAUCUCGCUCUCGCUUUGGUCGCAAGGCACAGAAUCGAAGAUGCGUCCAACGAUAUCCUGGAGGCUCGAAUCGGUAAUGGAGUAUGGUUAGCUUUAGGUGGAGCGGUGUCCCUUACAUUCGCUAUAUGUCUAGCUGGAUGUGGGAUCUUUGGCAGAUAUCGAUCUGACCAUGUCGUACAACAGAAACCUAUCGGAUAUCAACGGCGAUACUUCUGGCAGAGAGAUAAAAGAGGCAGGGGAACUUACUAA